Molecule: messenger RNA, 1403 nt
Organism: Nyctereutes procyonoides (raccoon dog)
Lineage: Eukaryota; Metazoa; Chordata; Mammalia; Carnivora; Canidae
Product: keratin-associated protein 27-1
Exons: 1
Coding region: 61-681 (206 amino acids)
Cellular component (GO): keratin filament
Molecular function (GO): structural molecule activity
Source: RefSeq, a predicted model, not a curated record
AAUCUUCAGACCUGGCAUGCUGAGUCCUUAUGACCAACUUCAAUCAAGGGUUUCAACAGUAUGCCCCAGAGCCAAGGCCGCUCACUCAGGAGCUCCUACAAUGCCCCACCACUCUCUGCCAUCGUACAUGAGUCUAAACUUAUAAACUUUGAAGAUGGAUUUUUUUUACCCAGCAGCUGCCAUGGCAGGACCUGGCUCCUGGACAACUUUCAAGAAACCUGCAGUGAGACUACCGGCUGCAAAGUACCCAACUGUAAACAGGAACAGUGCACAGAGCCUAGCUGUAUGCAAAGUGCCGGCCUCCCCAGAGUUGUCCAAACAACUUGUUCCAAUUCCAGGCCCUGUGAAAAGACAAUAUGCCAAUCAGGACGUUCCUCAGCAGUGUCGGAGUGUGUUUCUCAGCCUUGCCAGUCAGGAAGCAACCAGCAAGUGGGUUUUGUAGUCCAGAACUGCCAGCCUGCGAGCUACGUGGCAAAGAGUUGUCCACCAAAGGCGUAUGUGUCUAAGAGUUGUCAGACUCUAGAAUGUGAACCUGGCCAAUGUCAAUCUCAGAGCUCCGAAUCCAGUUCCUGUAGUCUUCCAGUCUCUGUUGCACCAAAGUCACAACUCCUGGAAUCUUCUUCUAACACUUAUGAGCCAACUUGCUGUGUUACUGGUGGUUUGCAACUACCUUGUAAGUGAAGAAUGAAUAGAGUACAUAGAUAGGAGAUAACAUAUUCUAAUAGAGGUAAAUUGAUUUCUUAAGAUAUCUAGGAAAUUCUGUUUCUCUAAAUGCAUAUUAUUGUGCAUGUGUUUGUGAGUGAAUAGACAUGUCUUCCACUGUCUUCAAAGAGAAAAAUUUUCUUUUUUGCUCUUUGGGGCAUUUCUCGUAGUAAGCUGGGAUUGGAAAGCAUGUUAAAUAUUUUAGGUCACACUAUUUGUUACAGAGCACUGAGAGUUGCAACCAAGAACUCAUGUGAGUACUCAAGUCAACAUGACAUUUUGGCCACUGGUUAUUAUCAGUGGAAAGACUUAGCAUUGAAUCUGGCCUAUUAUAUAAAUAUAAUGUGCUACCAAUAUCAGAUAUCCAUAUAAUAUUGGAGUUUAAAGGGACCCUGAACCCUGUCUAGUUGCAUGAAUUCUGAUGGAUUCAACUCUAAUUUAUCUGCUGCAUCACAGCACUCUUGUAAUCAACUAUGAAGUUGAAUCUAUUGCUGGAAAAGCACAAGAAUAUUUUUAAUUUCACUUCCACAGAUUUCAUAACCACUUGGUAGCCAGAGACCUUUGAAUAUAAUGAGUUCAAGCUUACUAUACCCACUAUAUUCCUCCUAUUCUUCUUCCUCUUUUCACUAUUUCUUAAGUGCUUUAUGAGUUGGGAAAAUACUCUUUGUAGUAAAUAAACUUACUUCAUUUAAAAUUAAAAA